GACUUCAAGCAGCUUGCAUUUUGUGCCUCUCAAGUCUUCAUCCAGACUCCAGAACUUGAUUUCCAAAUGAAAUGCUAAAUGUACUUUUAAGUAAUGGGGUAUUUUUGGAAUGGGCCUCUUCCUUGGGGUUUUCUUGCCCACCUCAAUCCUCAAUUUGUAGUAUAAAAUUUCCUGAUCCACACUCCGGCAAAGAAGGGGGCGAUAAUACACCAAUAAGAUGUAUGCCAACCGUCGUUAUAAAGAAGAAGAAUAAGACGAGGACGACAACAGCAGAGUAGAGGGGACAGUUCACGAUCUGCUGCUUCCACACAGAAAUUCAUGAUCAGUGAAACAACAAUCACAAGGUCAGUGAUUUCAACAACAAAUGCUGGAACUUUCCCAUCCGUUUAAAAGUGCAGACAAGCAUCAAACCAUCAGGAAGAAAUGGAAUCUGCAAAGAUUAAAGAGGAACAUGAGAACAUGAGUGAUCCAGAACCCUGCAGAAUGAAACGCAUUGAAGAACAGAGAGACCAGAUGGAAGAGAACGAGAAUAGUGAAGAACUGAAUGAAGUGGAGGAGAAACCUCUGAGUCACUCGAAAACUAAAACUAAAUUUAAGAAAAGAAGACCUGAGAAAUCUUUCACCUGCACUCAGUGUGGAACAAGUUUCAGAUACAAAAACGCUCUUGAGAUUCACAUGAGAAUCCACACGGGAGAAAAGCCACACACGUGUGAUCAAUGUGGAAAGAGUUUCCCAUACAAACAAAGUCUUAAGAUUCACAUGAGAGUUCAUAAUGGAGAGAGACCAUAUGCAUGUGAUAAAUGUGGAAAGAGUUUCCCUUACAGUCGAAGUCUUGUGUUUCACAUGAGAGUUCAUAAUGGAGAGAAGCCGUUCACUUGUGAUCAGUGUGGAAAGAGUUUCAUACAUUCAUCGAACUUUAAACGACACAUGAAGAUCCACACUGGAGAAAAGCCCUUCACUUGUGAUCAAUGCGGUAAAACAUUUCUUAGAGCAUCACAACUGAAGACACACCUGACAGUUCAUAUGAAGGAGAAGCCACAUUCAUGUUCUUCAUGUGGAAAGAGUUUUUCACAGCUGGAGGGUUUAAAAUCUCAUCAGAAAUUACAUGACGCUGUGAAAGAUAAUGUGUGCUUUGCAUGUGGGAAGACUUUUGCUUCAGUGAAUGUUUUAAAACGGCACCAGAGGAUUCACACUGGAGAAAAACCUUACAAGUGUUCACACUGUGACAAGAUAUUUCGUUGGUCAGUAGAUCUGCAAAGACAUGAGUGGAUCCACACUGGAGAGAUGCCAUACACAUGUGAUCAGUGCGGGAAGAGUUUCACACGCAAACUAAGUUUUAGAGUUCACAUGAGGAUCCACACGGGAGAGAAGCCGUACACAUGUGAUCAGUGUGGAAAGUGUUUCACGUGUUUAACAAACCUUAAAGGACACAUGAAAAUUCACACUGGAGAAAAGCCACAUGCAUGUGAUCAAUGCGGCAAAACAUUUCUUGUUUCAUCAGCCCUGAAGAAACACCUGACAGUUCAUAUGAAGGAAAAACCAUAUUCAUGUUCUUCAUGUGGAAAACGUUUUUCAUGGAGGCAAAGUUUAAAAUCCCAUCAGAAAUUACAUAAUCCUGUGAGGGAUCAUGUAUGUUUUCAUUGUGGGAAGACUUUUGCUUUGGUGAAUCUUUUAAAAUUGCACCAGAGGUAUCACACCGGAGAAAAACCUUACAAGUGUUCACACUGUGACAAGAGAUUUAGUUGGUCAGUAGAUAUGAAAAGACAUGAGAGGAUCCACACUGGAGAGAAACCGCACACAUGUAAUCAGUGUGGGAAGAGCUUUACACGCAAACAAAGUCUUAGAGCACACAUGAGGAUCACACCAUCAUUGAUUUCAACAAUAGAUGCUGGAAUUUCCCCAUCAGUUUACAAGUGCAAACAAGCAUCAAACCAUCAGGAAGAAGAGAAAUCUGCAAAGACUGUAUUUAUUAAAGAGGAAAGUGAGAACAUGAGUGAUCCAGAACCCUGCAGAAUGAAAGACAUGGAAGAAGACCCGAUGGAAGAGAAGAGUGAAGAAAUGAAUGAAGUGGAGGAGAAACCUCAUGUUAAACCUGAAGAGAAACCUCUGAGUCACUCAAAAACUGAAACUAAAUUUAAGAAAAGAAGACCUGAGAAAUCUUUCACCUGCACUCAAUGUGGAACUAGUUUCAGAUACAAAAAUGCUCUUGAGAUUCACAUGAGAAUCCACACGGGAGAAAAGCCACACACGUGUGAUCAAUGUGGAAAGAGUUUCCCAUACAAACAAAGUCUUAAGAUUCACAUGAGAGUUCAUACUGGAGAGAGACCAUAUGCAUGUGAUAAAUGUGGAAAGAGUUUCCCUUACAGUCGAAGUCUUGUGUUUCACAUGAGAGUUCAUAAUGGAGAGAAGCCGUUCACUUGUGAUCAGUGUGGAAAGAGUUUCAUAAAUUCAUCAAACUAUAAAAGACACAUAAAGAUCCACACUGGAGAAAAGCCCUUCACGUGUGAUCAGUGUGGCAAAACAUUUCUUAGAGCAUCACAACUGAAGACACACCUGACAGUUCAUAUGAAGGAGAAGCCACAUUUAUGUUCUUCAUGUGGAAAGAGUUUUUCACAGCUGGAGGGUUUAAAAUCUCAUCAGAAAUUACAUGAAGCUGUGAAAGAUUAUGUGUGCUUUGCAUGUGGGAAGACUUUCGCUUCAGUGAAUGUUUUAAAACGGCACCAGAGGAUUCACACUGGAGAAAAACCUUACAAGUGUUCACACUGUGACAAGAUAUUUCGUUGGUCAGUAGAUCUGCAAAGACAUGAGUGGAUCCACACUGGAGAGAUGCCAUACACAUGUGAUCAGUGCGGGAAGAGUUUCACACGCAAACUAAGUUUUAGAGUUCACAUGAGGAUCCACACGGGAGAGAAGCCGUACACAUGUGAUCAGUGUGGAAAGAGUUUUACGUGUUUAUCAAACCUUAAAGGACACAUGAAAAUUCACACUGGAGAAAAGCCACAUGCAUGUGAUCAAUGCGGCAAAACAUUUCUUGCUUCAUCAGCCCUGAAGAAACACCUGACAGUUCAUACUAAGGAGAAGAGUUUUACACACAAACAAAGUCUUGGAGCACCAAUAAAUGUUGGAAUUUCUCCUUCAGUUUACAAGUGCAAACAAGAAUCAAACCAUCAGGAAGAAGAAAAAUUAGCAAGGACUGAAUUUAUUAAAGAGGAAAGUGAGAACAUGAGUGAUCCAGAACCAAGCAGAAUGAAACACAUGGAAGAACAGAGAGACCUGAUGGAAGCGAACGAGAUGAGUGAAGUGGAGGAGAAACCUCAUGUCAAACCUGAGAAAUCUUUCACCUGCACUCAGUGUGGAACGAGUUUCAGAUACAAAAACGCUCUUGAGAUUCACAUGAGAAUCCACACGGGAGAAAAGCCACACACGUGUGAUCAAUGUGGAAAAAGUUUCCAAUACAAACAAAGUCUUAAGAUUCACAUGAGAGUUCAUACUGGAGAGAGACCAUAUGCAUGUGAUAAAUGUGGAAAGAGUUUCCAUUACAGUCGAAGUCUUGUGUUCCACAUGAGUGUUCAUACUGGAGAGAAGCAGUUCACUUGUGAUCAGUGUGGAAAGAGUUUCAUACAUUCAACAAACUUUAAACGACACAUGAAGAUCCACACUGGAGAGAAGCCCUUCGCUUGUGAUCAGUGUGGCAAAACAUUUCUUAGAGCAUCACAAUUGAAGACACACCUGACAGUUCAUAUAAAGAAGCCACAUUCAUGUUCUUCAUGUGGAAAGAGUUUUUCACAGCUGGAGGGUUUAAAAUCUCAUCAGAAAUUACAUGACGCUGUGAAAGAUAAUGUGUGCUUUACAUGUGGGAAGACUUUUGCUUUGGUGAAUCUAUUAAAACGGCACCAGAGGAUUCACACUGGAGAAAAACCUUACAAGUGUUCACACUGUGACAAGAUAUUUUGUUGGUCAGUAGAUCUGAAAAGACACGAGACGUUCCACACUGGAGAGAUGCCAUACACAUGUGAUCAGUGCGGGAAGAGCUUCAUGCGCAAACAAAGUUUUAGAAUCCACAUGAGGAUCCACACGGGAGAGAAGCCGUACACAUGUGAUCAAUGUGGAAAGAGUUUCUCAUUAAAGCAAAGUUUUGAUGUUCACAUUAGAGUCCACAGUGGAGAAAAGCCGUACGCAUGUGAUCAGUGUGGCAAAACAUUUCUUGAUUCGUCAACCCUGAAAAAACACCUGACAGUUCAUUUGAAAGAGAAGCCUUAUUCAUGCUCUUUAUGUGAAAAAAGUUUUACACGGCUGGAUGGUUUAAAAUCCCAUCAGAAAUUACAUGACGGGGUGAGAGAUUAUGUGUGCUUUGCGUGUGGGAAGACUUUUGUUGCAGUGAAUCUUUUAAAACGGCACCAGAGGAUUCACACUGGAGAAAAACCUUACAAGUGUUCACACUGUGACAAGAUAUUUCGUUGGUCAGUAGAUCUCAAAAGACAUGAGCAGAUCCACACUGGAGAGAAACCGCACACGUGUGAUCAGUGCGGGAAGAGCUUCACACGCAAACAAAGUCUUAGAGCACACAUGAUGAUCCACACGGGAGAGAAGCCGUACACAUGUGAUCAGUGCGGGAAGAGCUUCACACGCAAACAAAGUUUUGAUGCUCACAUGAGAAAACACAAUGGAGAAAAUCGGUACGCAUGUGAUCAAUGUGGUAAAACAUUUCUUGUAUCAUCAUCCCUGAAGAGACACCUGACAGUUCAUACACAAGAGAAGCCGCUUUCACUUUCUUAAUGUGGAAGUUGCAAAGUUUAAAAUCACAAACACUGUUGUAAGAGCUCAAAUUCGCAUUAAGUGUAGGAAGACUUUCUUUGCCAGUCAAUUUAAAAUGGUACCAAAGGAUUCACACUGGAGAAAAUUUUUCAAACGGUUCACACUGCACCAAGAGAUUCUGAAGCUACACAUGAGGAUUCAUACAAUAAAGAAACCAGACUAUGGUUAUCUGUGCA
This is a messenger RNA of Carassius auratus (goldfish), 4991 nucleotides long. RefSeq names its product zinc finger protein 721-like. The coding region runs from base 424 to 4776 and encodes 1450 amino acids. Lineage: Eukaryota; Metazoa; Chordata; Actinopteri; Cypriniformes; Cyprinidae. Gene Ontology annotation, molecular function: DNA-binding transcription factor activity, RNA polymerase II-specific; RNA polymerase II cis-regulatory region sequence-specific DNA binding. The record is from RefSeq and is a predicted model, not a curated record. Gene Ontology annotation, biological process: regulation of transcription by RNA polymerase II. The transcript is spliced from 5 exons.